This is a messenger RNA of Agrilus planipennis (emerald ash borer), 2187 nucleotides long. Its product is annotated as DNA ligase 1-like. NCBI's taxonomy places the organism in Eukaryota, Metazoa, Arthropoda, Insecta, Coleoptera, Buprestidae. The transcript is spliced from 4 exons. The record is from RefSeq and is a predicted model, not a curated record. Bases 101 to 2116 code for a protein of 671 amino acids.
UUAUGUAGCAUCUAUGUGUAGCAUUAUGGAGGUUAUAAAGUUGAUGUAGUCUUCUACUCAUUAUAAUAUUUCUUAAUUUUUGUAAAAUAAAAGCAAUUAAAUGGUUUCUGUUGGACGCGAAGAGUCAUCAGACUCUGACACUAAUAACACGAACAAAAAAACGCAAAAUAGUGGUGUGUCUCCAAAGAAUACAUCACUUCAGAAGAAUAUGUUGCAUGCUGCAAGUCUUUCAGCAAAAAAGGAUUUUUUGAGUAAGAUGUUGGAAAAAUCAGAUCGAAUAAAAGACCUCACUACACUUAACGUUAAAGAUAUUGAAACACCUAGAAAUUGUCCCAAUUCACUGCCUUUGAAGGGUAUAUUGAAGAAGUCAUUCAGUAAGAAGUCUGAUUAUGAGUAUUCAGAUGAUAGUGAAACAAACAAUAAUAGUGAAGGUGUUUUCACUCCAAAAUUUGCCUUAACAAACAUGCAGGAGGAAACUCCUAAGAUCCAAAAGAAUAAGAAAAAUUCGAAUUUUGAAACUAACAAAAGUAUCAAAGAAGCAUUUAAAACGAAAUUAAAAAUGGUUCCCAGCAAAAAAUCAAGUGAUUCCAAUACUGACUCAGAAGAUGGUAAGGGUUAUAAAAGAGAUUUGCCAGAUAUUGGAAGCCUUGAUAGAUUUCGAGCGAUUCGGGGUAGGAGAAGAGAAGUUGAUGAUGAUUUUGUCAAAAAAUCGAAAAAUAAAGCUCUAAAUUCUGAGCAAGAUGAUUCAUCAGAUUCUGAUGAUAAUUCUAAUGAUAAUUUAUAUUUACAAAAUUUGGUUUCAAAAAACAAACAUAAUAAUGAAAAAAGGCAUUCAGAAUCUGUUUCAAAAAUAAAACCAUCUAAUAACAAAAAUAGUUCAAAAAAUAAACUUAUUAGCAUAGAAUCAGACUUGAGUGAUGCUUCUAGUAGAGAAAUGAAGAAAAGCAAAAGUAAACGGCAAAGUAGUUUAGAAUAUUCGCGCCUCGAAAACAGUGAUUCAGAUUAUGAUACAAAAACUAGUUUGGGUGUAAAAAGAAAAAAUAAGAAUUUGUCAAAAAAUGAGAGUAAAAAUAAGCGAUUAAAAGUAAGCGAUAGUUCUUCUGAUUCCGAAGUUCACAAUGAAUUAAAUCGUCGAAAGUCUAAACUCAAGAAAAGAGCACAAACUCCAGCAGAAAAAUUACUUUUACAGUUUGAGACUGAGAGAGAUGAUUUAAACAAAAUAGAUGUAUCACAUUUGGAUUACAGCUUUCCUAGUAAAUCUCCUGAUUAUGAGCUGUUCAUGGCUAAGAUACCUAAAGAUUUGCGUAGUUCCCUAUCAGGAGCUAAAUUGUCAUUAACUACUACUACAAAAAUUAAUACAAAUCAAGGCAAGUUUGUCUGUGUUCCAAGUGAAGUAACUGAAGGUAAAGAAGAGGUCAAUUUCUUUAGUCAAGAGAAUGGUGAGUUAAAGAUUAUAACUACCAAGUUAUGUGGAAAACUUAAGGCAUAUCAAGAAUUAGAAACUGUACCUGAGAUGGAAAUGUCUGAAAAUAAAAAUCGUGUUGCUCUCCCUGAUAAUUUGAAACAAAGACAUCCACUUUUCGGUCCAAAUUAUGUAGAUAAAAUUGAAUUAAAAGAGGACAUAAAACAUAAAUUAGAGACAUCUGCAUUGCCAAUAAAAAUAAAAUCCAAGAAACAUAAAAAGAAUAAACAAAAAGAUUUAGAAAGCCAUUACCAAAGCUAUGAGCACAAUGAGUUGAUCUUUCAAAUAUUAGGCAAAUCUCAAGAGCAAAUAAGUGACGCCCAUUACAAACGUAAUGAAAAAUCUAAGAAGGAAAUUACUGAAAAUAUGGAUAUUUUGGAAUAUUUAAACAAAAACGUUUUCAACGAACGAGAAAAAAAGAAAAAGUUAAAAGAAAAGACGCCUGAAAACAGCAUAAAUAAAAAUGAUCUUGAUAUUGAUAAUGUCGAGGAAAAAAAACGAAAAAAGAAACGAAAAAGAGAAAAUGAAUAUGAAGAUUCAAGUGACAUAAUAAAAGACCAUAAAAGAAUGAGAAUGACUAUGAGUUCAGAAGAAGAGCCAACAGAUGGCAUAGAUAGUUUUAAGGUGAAACAUAAAAAGAACAGGAAAAGUUGAUUUAAAAUAAAGUAAUUGUUAAUGUUAAAGAUUUUAUAUUAAUAAGACCUAGAUAAAAAUGAAAGAUAAUU